AUGGCGACUUCAUGGCCAGAGCACACUGAGAUUGAAUCCAAUUUCAAUGACGUCUCCCAAUUGGCCCAAGUAUUCGAAUUACACUGCGCGAAGAUCUACGCCCACGCCGCGAGUCACCCCGAUCACCCUGCCUCGGCCGACUACGUGAGACAGCUUGUCUCGCAAGCUUAUCGCGCUGUCCACAGCUUGAAUAUGCAAAAUAUGGCAUCCUCCUGUUUGGAUUUGGAAGUUGCGACUGCGACGCUGGAUAAUAAGGCCAAGGAAUACUCUCAAGGCCCAGAACUGCUAUCACCCGUCGACGACGCGAAAACUUGCGAGCCAGAGAUCGAGACCGACAGCCAUACCCAAACAGACGAGAAUGAAGUCCGCCUCGGACUACAGGACCUGUUAACGGGAAAUUUCGAAGACGAAGACGAAGAGGAAGACUCAGAUUGGUCCGACGAGUCUGACUCCGACGAAGACGAUGAGUAUUACGAAUACUGCUCCGGCUCCGAAGCAGAACUCGACCUCGACGAACUAGAAGCAGUCGCACGGACAUCGACGUUCCAAAACGCGCAAAAUGCCCUCCAAUCCGAGCUUGAGGAGAAAAAGAACGCAAUAAUCGAAGAAAGGGUCCUCGAAGCGAACGAUAUAAUCGCAAACCAGCAACAGGAACCUGUGUCCACAACCACAACCACAACCAUGCCAAUGUCAUCGCCCUUUCCCGCAAACGAACCAGAGACACCCUCCCCACCCCCCGUCUCAAUCAUCCAAGACCAAGCCAUGCACGACCGCAUCACCGCCGCCCUCAGAACUAUCCCUCUCCCCUGCCACGAAUCAGAAUUAGAAGAGAUCCCCCUCCAGCUCGCGCGUAUAGAAACACAAACGAUUCCACUCUCGCGCAUGGAAACACACACAGUCCCUCUCGCACGCGUACAAACGCACCGUCCAGCAACAACCAGCACCGUCUCCCCAACAGAGACUGAUACAAGUGAAGCCACCGCCGUUCAGACGGAGGGCUCGAGUCCAGAGACACGAUGCACGACGUCGGUGACGGCACCGCCGGCUGUGACGGUUGUGGGGGCGGGAGGUAUGGCGCGGAAACCUAGUUUUGAUGCGUCGCGUUUGCAUAGGAAGUUGUCUAUGCGGUCGUCUUCUGCGGGAGGGUUGCCAAGGAGGCUCAAGACUGUUUGUUAUAAGUAUGUUCGGAGGGCUAUGGUUCCUAUUCGGGGAGAGUCGUCGAGUUCGAAUUGA
This is a messenger RNA of Penicillium manginii, 1233 nucleotides long. RefSeq lists its product as uncharacterized. Bases 1 to 1233 code for a protein of 410 amino acids. Lineage: Eukaryota; Fungi; Ascomycota; Eurotiomycetes; Eurotiales; Aspergillaceae. The record is from RefSeq and is a predicted model, not a curated record. The transcript has a single exon.